This is a messenger RNA of Capsicum annuum, 1560 nucleotides long. RefSeq names its product cytochrome P450 CYP82D47. Gene Ontology annotation, biological process: defense response to other organism. Gene Ontology annotation, molecular function: iron ion binding; heme binding; monooxygenase activity. NCBI's taxonomy places the organism in Eukaryota, Viridiplantae, Streptophyta, Magnoliopsida, Solanales, Solanaceae. The record is from RefSeq and is a predicted model, not a curated record. Bases 1 to 1560 code for a protein of 519 amino acids. The transcript has 2 exons.
AUGGAUUGUCCAUUUUCCUCCUAUUUCCAUCUUUUAUUAUUUGUACUCUUUACUGUUAGUAGUAUUUUAUGGAGAUCAAGAAAAACACUAACUAGUACCAAAAUAUUGGCCCCUCAAGUCCCUGGUGCAUGGCCUAUUAUAGGUCAUCUCCACUACCUCAGUGUCAACAAAAAUGUCCCUUUUGCUAGGACUCUAGGGAAAUUGACUGAGAAAUAUGGGCCUGCUUUCACAAUUAGAAUUGGGAUUUCCCCUUAUUUGAUUGUCAGCAAUUGGGAAGUUGCUAAAAAUUGCUUCACAACAAAUGACAAAGAGUUAUCUGGGAGGCCAGCAACUUUGGCUAGUGAACUCAUUGGUUACAAUUAUGCAAGGUUUUCUUAUUCCAAUUAUGGUCCUUAUUAUCGCCACGUACGCAAAUUAGUCUUGCAAUUAGUUCUAUCGAGUAGUAAGCUCGAGAAACUGAAGCAUGUACGAAUCUCUGAGAUUGAAACAAGCAUCAAAGAAUUAUAUUCUUGGACGAACGUGAAGAGUACUAUAAAUAUAAGUGAAUGGUUUGAACAAUUGACAUUGAACAUUAUUGUUAGGAUGGUACGUGGGAAGCGAUAUAAUCGAGUGGAGGAAGAUGAAGAGGCUCAACGUAUGAGAAAGAUAUUCAGAGAUACUAUGUUUGUGUCUGGGCAAGUUGUUCUGUAUGAUGCAAUUCCAUUCAAGUUAUUUAAGUACGUGGAUUUUCAAGGACAUAUUAAGUCCAUGAAAAAGAUUUUUAAAGAUUUUGAUGGGAUUCUUCAAGGUUGGUUGGAUGACCAUAUGAGGAAGGAAAAUAUUAUAGAUGAUGAAAAUCAAGAUUUCAUUGAUGCAAUGCUUAUGGUGACGGAUCGUGAUGAUUUCAAAGCUCAUGGUUAUUCUCAAUCAACUGUCAUCAAGUCAACAGUGUUGAGUAUGAUCGAGGAUGGCUCCGAUACAAUGGCGGUUCACUUGACAUGGAUAAUGUCCUUGUUAUUGAACAAUCCACACGUAAUGAAAAAAGCCCAAGAAGAGAUAGACACUAAAAUUGGUAAAGAGAGGUGGAUAGAAGACUCCGAUGUUCAAGAUUUAGUCUAUCUUCAAGCUAUUGUUAAGGAAACUCUACGGUUAUAUCCACCGGUCCCUUUAUUAGUACCUCAUGAGGCAGUGGAAGAUUGUAAAGUGGCUGGCUAUCACGUCCCGAAGGGUACACGUUUGUAUGUGAACGUAUGGCAAAUACAUCGCGACCCCAACAUUUAUUCCAACCCUGAAAGUUUUAUGCCGGAGAGAUUCUUGACGAAGGAAAUAAGGAUAGAAGGUCGUGGUCAACAUUUUGAGUUUAUUCCGUUUGGUUCUGGGAGGCGAUCUUGUCCGGGAAUGACGUUCGCGUCACUAGUGACGCAUGUCAUUCUUGGUCGAUUGCUUCAAGGUUUUGAUAUUAGUACGCCAUCGAACAUGCCGAUAGAUAUGACAGAAGGCUUAGGCAUUACUAUGCCAAAGGCUAAUCCAGUGGAAGUAGUAAUUACACCACGUUUGUCUUCUAAGUUUUAUGAAUUCUAA